UGGAGUUAGAUGUGUCUCCAAAUGCUUUUGAACUGGAGAGGGAACUGGUACUGAGAGGGAGAGAGAGGAGAGGACGUGAGAGAGAGAGGAGGGGAGAGAUAGAGAGAGACGCGCAGAGAAGACGGAGCAGGUCUGCAGUCUGAUUCUUGGCGUCGCACAGACCCGAGACGACGCUGUGGCCAAGCGCUGCGAUACUGGGGAUACAUACAUACCGCAUAUUUCUCUCUAUACAGUCAGAUCUCUGACUACACUUCAACGUUGGUGAAGAACUUCCAAAACGAGGCGAUUUUUUUUUUGGUUUCUUGGAUCCGGAUAACCUCUGUGGCUCUCCAUCAUCCGUCGUCCGUUCAUCUGAAUCUCGGUCCAAUGACGAGUUUUAACGUGGAUUAUCGGCACCGCACAUGUUACAUGGAGAUAAAAUAAAGAGGACAAAUAAGUGCUGCGGGACAAACUGAAGGAGGGAUCUCCUGGGUCUUUUUCUGCCGUGUGUCUGGUAAUAUCAAUUACAUAUGUGGAGCGGUCGAGGGGAUUUUCGUGAUUUUUUACGCGUGCGGGGUAGAUCAGUGACCACUUGAAUCACGUCUCCCCCUUGGUUUGCCUCCCCUCCUUUCUCCCCCUUUAGGUGUGAAAUCGAUCUUCUCAGACAGAGACUCUGAACCCCUCGGUCCCCGCAUGACAUGGUUCAGUCCAGCUGCGAGAUCCGAGCCUCCUCCAUGCAUUGGGAUUUUUCUCAGCGCCGACACCGAGUGAAUCUCCCUUUUUUGACCAUCUGAGAAGUAUCGUGCCUGCCAGACCCGAGAGAAAAAGCCCUGCCAUGACCGCCGCUUCAAACCGGGACGGAGCAACGGGACUUGUGAGGAGACCGGAAUGCGCAUGCAGGAAAGGGGACGGAAUACGGAUUUUUGCUCUAAUGAAGGCGGGAGUGCAGGCGCACCAUUGGAGCCGGGUGCUGUUCUUAUAUAUGGGGCUACUGGCCGCCUCAGUAAAGGCUCAGAACUGCAGUUACACACUACACAGUCCCAACGGGACGAUAGAGAGCCCAGGCUACCCUUACGGUUAUCCUAACUAUGCCAACUGUACAUGGGUGAUCGUGGCGGCGGAGCACAACCGGAUACAGCUGGUGUUUCAAGGCUUCGCCCUCGAGGAGGACUUUGACAUCUUGUCUGUAUAUGACGGGCCACCCAGCCCAGGGAACCUGCGGACGAGGUUAACAGGGUUCCAGCUGCCUUCACCCAUUGUGAGUACAGGCUCCAGGCUCACACUGUGGCUACUGUCUGACUACGCAGUCAGCGGGCAGGGAUUUAAAGCUGUCUACGAAGCUCUGCCCAGCUACACUUGUGGUAAUCCUGGACAGCUACUCAAUGGCCACCAGCAGGGGUCCACGUUCAACAUAGGGGACAAAAUCCGCUACAGCUGCAGCCCAGGCUACGUGCUGGAGGGUCACACCACCCUGUCCUGCCUUGCCACCUCAGCGGGGACUGCUGCCUGGGAUUUUCCCCUUCCCUACUGCAGAGCGGAUGAUGGGUGUGGCGGGACACUGCGGGGCCAGAGUGGGGUGAUCACCACCCCCAAUUACCCAGCUGAGUACAACAACAACGCUGACUGCACCUGGACUGUGCUGGCUGAGCCAGGAGACACCAUUGCCCUGGUUUUCUCUGACUUUCAGCUGGAGGACGACUAUGACCUGCUGGAGGUCAGCGGCACUGAGGGCUCUUCACAGUGGUUCACUGGCCCCAACCUUCCCUCACCCAUCAUUAGCAGCAAGAAUUGGCUCCGACUGCACUUUACCUCUGAUGGCAACCACAAGUUAAGAGGUUUCAGUGCCCAGUAUCAAGUGAAGAAGAUGACUGAACUGAAGUCUCGAGGUGUAAAGAUGUUGCCGAGCAAAGACAACCACCACAAGAUAUCAGUGUUGUCUCAGAUGGGUGUAGCGCAGGGACACAACAUGUGUCCAGACCCGGGGAUCCCGGAUCGGGGAAAAAGAAAAGGCUCAGACUUCAGGCGAGGAGCCACGGUGCAUUUCUCCUGCGACGAAGGUUAUGAACUGCAGGGCUCAAAGAGCAUCAGUUGUCUCAGAGUGACUGACAGCUAUGUAGGCUGGAGUGACGACCGGCCCAUAUGCAGAGCACCAAUGUGUGGAGGUCAGUUGAGAGGACCCAGUGGUGUCAUCACAUCUCCAAACUACCCGGUCCAGUACGACAACAAUGCGAACUGCACUUGGGUCAUCACAGCCACAGACACAUCAAAGGUGAUCAAGCUGACAUUUGAGGAUUUUGACCUGGAGCGAGGCUAUGACACUCUGACGGUGGGAGACGGCGAGGUGGUGGGAGACCAGAAGACCAUCUUCCACGUCCUGUCUGGCACCACCACUCCAGACCUUGUGGUUAGCACCAGUCACCAGAUGUGGCUCAACUUCAAAACAGACGACACCAGCGGCUCCCUGGGAUUCAAGGUUUCCUAUGAAGAAAUUGACCAAGGCAGCUGUGGAGAUCCUGGAAUCCCUGCUUACGGCAAACGGGAGGGGACAGGAUUUCGUCACGGGGACAGACUGUACUUUGAGUGUCUGCCCGCCUUUGAGCUGGUGGGGAAGAAGAACAUCACCUGUCAGAAGAACAACCAGUGGUCAGCGAAGAAACCCAGCUGCGUCUUUUCCUGUUUCUUCAACUUUACCACUCCAUCCGGGGUGCUGCUGUCUCCCAACUACCCUCAGGAGUACGGCAACAAUAUGCACUGUGUAUGGCUGAUCAUCACCAAUCCUGAGAGCCGCAUUAAUCUGGCCUUCAAUGACCUCAGCAUGGAGAAACAAUUUGACUUCCUCUCGAUCAAGGACGGUGGAAAGGCUGAGUCUCCUAUCCUGGGUACAUUUUCUGGUGAUGCGCUACCCCCUCCUAUAACAACCAGUGCCCACGUGGCCCGACUGGAGUUCCUGACUGACCACACCUACACAGACAGAGGCUUUAACAUCACUUUUACAACAUUUCGCCACAACGAGUGCCCAGACCCUGGUGUGCCAGUCAACGGGAAGCGCUUUGGUGAGAGCCUUCAGCUGGGCAGCUCCAUCUCAUUCCUGUGCGAGGAGGGCUUUGUGAAGACCCACGGCUCGCAAACCAUCUCUUGCAUUCUCAAGGACGGCAACGUGGUGUGGGACAAUGCAGUUCCUCGCUGCGAAGCCCCAUGUGGAGGGGAUCUGAAGGCUCCCAGUGGGAUCAUCCUCUCCCCUGGCUGGCCAGAACUCUAUAAGGAGGCUCUUAACUGUGAAUGGAUCAUUGAGGCUCCUCCAGGCUACCCAAUCAAGAUCAUCUUCGACAAGUUCCGCACAGAGGUCAACUAUGAUGUCCUGGAGGUGCGGGAUGGACGUUUUCCCUCCUCACCUCUAAUUGGUAGUUACCAGGGUACCCAGGUUCCUCAGUUCCUCAUAAGCACCUCCAACUUUCUGUAUCUCCUCUUCUCGACCGACAAGAGCCACUCUGACAUCGGCUUCCGCAUUCGUUAUGAAACCCUGCAGUUGCAGUCGGAUCACUGCGUGGACCCUGGUAUACCUGUCAACGGACAGCGGCACGGCAAUGACUUCUACGUGGGCGCUUUGGUGACAUUUAGCUGUGACGCGGGGUACACACUUAGUGACACAGAGCCCUUAGAAUGUGAACCCAAUUUUCAGUGGAGCCGCCCCCUGCCUAGCUGCGAUGCAUUGUGUGGAGGUUAUAUCCAGGGCAACUUUGGCACCAUCCUGUCACCUGGCUUCCCAGACUUCUACCCACACAACCUGAACUGCACGUGGAUAAUCGAGACCUCCCAUGGCAAAGGUGUCCAGUUCACUUUCCACACUUUCCACCUUGAGAGCCCUCACGACCAUUUGCUGGUGACAGAGAACAGCAGCUUCUCUCAGCCUCUGUGGAGACUGACGGGCUCAACACUGCCUCCACCUCUCAGCGCAGGCCUGUUUGGAAACUACACGGCUCAGAUCCGCUUUCUCUCUGACUUCUCCGUUUCCUACGAGGGAUUCAACAUCACUUUCUCCGAGUAUGAUUUGGAGCCAUGUGAGGAUCCUGGCAUCCCACCCUACAGUACUAGAAAGGGACUACAGUACGGAGUGGGUGACGCCCUCAUCUUCUCCUGUUUCCCGGGUUACCGACUGGAGGGUCCGGCGAGGGUGAUUUGCUUAGGGGGCAGGAGGCGGGUGUGGAGUUCCCCUCUGCCAAGGUGUGUUGCUGAAUGCGGCUCAUCCGUGACUGGCAUGCAAGGGGUGCUGCUCUCACCCAACUACCCCGGUUACUACGGCAACAACCACGAGUGCAUCUACUCCAUCCAGACGCAGCCUGGCAAAGGCAUCCAGCUACGAGCACGAGACUUCAGACUGGAGGAGGAUGACAUACUCAAAGUCUUUGAUGGCAGCAGUAAUAAGGCUCGUCUGCUGGGGGUGUUUACCGGGAGCGAGCUGCUAGAGACAACCCUGAACUCCACCUCCAGCUCCAUGUGGCUGGAGUUCAUCAGCAAUUCAGAUAACACCAGUAAAGGCUUUGAACUGCACUUCAUUAGUUUCGAGCUGGUGAAAUGUGAGGAUCCAGGUGUUCCCCAGUUUGGCUACAAGCGGGAGGACAAAGGUCAUUUUGCAGGGAGCACUGUGUCUUACAGCUGUGACCCUGGCUAUACACUGAAAGGCCCCGAGGUGCUUACCUGCCUGAGGGGGGAAAGGAGGGCAUGGGACAGCCCCCUCCCACUCUGCGUUGCCGAGUGCGGGGGCAACAUCAAGGAAGAGCUCUCUGGUCGUAUCCUGUCUCCGGGCUACCCAGCUCCUUAUGAGCACAACCUGCACUGCAUGUGGACCAUUGAGGCCGCCCCUGGAAGCACUAUUAGUCUGCAUUUCCUGGUUUUCCACACGGAGGAGGUCCACGAUGUGCUUCGGAUCUGGGAUGGGCCCCAAGAUGGAGGGGUCCUGCUGAGGGAGCUGAGUGGCUCAGUGCUGCCCCCGGAUGCCCACAGCACCUUCAACACUGUCAGCCUGCAGUUCACCACGGACUUCUUCACCAGCAAGCAGGGCUUUGCUCUGCAGUUCUCUGUCUCCACUGCAACCUCCUGCAAUGACCCAGGCAUGCCUACUAAUGGGACCCGCGGUGGCGACAGCAGGGAGCCAGGGGACCAUGUGGUGUUCCAGUGUGAUCCUGGCUACAUCCUGCAGGGGGCCAACAGGAUCACCUGCACUGAGAUCAACGGCCGCUUCUUCUGGCAGCCAGACCCUCCAACAUGCACAGCUCCAUGUGGUGGAAACCUGACAGGUCCCAGUGGGCUGAUUCUGUCUCCAGACUAUCCUGAGCCUUACCCCCAUGGUAGGGAGUGUGACUGGACAGUCACUGUCACACAGGACUACGUCAUCGCUCUCAGCUUCAACCAGUUCAGCUUGGAGCCCAGUUAUGACUUCUUACAUAUCUACGAUGGGCCGGACUCCCUCAGCCCCUUGCUGGGCAGUUUCUAUGGCACAGACGUUCCAGAUCGCAUUGAGAGCAGCUCCAACACACUCUUCUUGGCUUUCCGCAGCGACGCCUCCCUCAGCAGCAAUGGAUUUGUGCUGCAGUACACAGAGAACCCCAGGGAGUCUUGCUUCGAGCCGGGCCUGGUGCGCAAUGGGACUCGGGUGGGUGCCGACCUCAAGCUGGGCUCCACUGUCACCUACCACUGCGACAGUGGCUACACACUAGAGGGAGACCCAACCCUCACUUGCAUCAUGGGGGGAGACGGCAAGCCGAGCUGGAACAAACCCAAACCCAUCUGCAUUGCUCCAUGUGGUGGACAGUACUCAGGUUUGGAGGGAGUGGUCUUGUCUCCUGGUUACCCUGGCAACUACAGCAGUGCACGGACCUGUCUGUACUCCGUGGUGGUGCCCAAGGAUUACGUGGUCUUCAGUCAAUUCGCCUUCUUCCAGACAGCUCUGAAUGACAUUGUGGAGGUUUAUGAUGGAGCGACACAGCACUCCCGGGUUCUCAGCUCCCUUUCCGGAGCACACACAGGCGAGUCGUUGCCACUAGCAACCUCCAACCAAAUCCUGAUCCGCUUCACCUCCAAAGGCCAAUCCAGCUCUAGAGGAUUCCACCUGGUAUACCAGGCUGUGCCACGGACCAGUGCCACCCAGUGCAGCUCGGUCCCUGAGCCCCGCAAUGGCCGCCGUAUGGGUAACAACUUUGCUGUUGGCGCUGUGAUCCGCUUUGAGUGCAGUCCAGGUUAUAUGCUGGAGGGAUCGAGCGCCAUUGAAUGUUUGACGGUUCCCAAUGCCCUGGCACAAUGGAACAGCUCCAUACCCAGCUGUAUAGUUCCAUGUGGAGGCAACCUGACUCACAGAACUGGCACCAUCUUAUCUCCUGGCUUUCCUGAGCCGUACCUCAACAGCCUCAACUGUGUCUGGAAGAUCACUGUUCCUGAAGGAUCAGGGAUCCAGAUCCAGGUAAUCAGCUUUGUCACAGAGCAGAACUGGGACUCGCUGGAGGUGUUCGACGGAGGAGACAACACCGACACUAUGCUUGGCAGCUUCUCAGGCACCACGGUUCCAGCUCUCCUCAACAGCACCUCCAACCAACUCUACCUCCACUUUUUCUCUGAUAUUAGUGUGUCUGCAGCUGGAUUCAGGCUGGAAUACAAAACGGUGUCUCUGACUAACUGUCCAGAGCCUGUGGUUCCUAUGAAUGGCAUCAAGGUUGGGGAGCGUCUUCAGAUGAAUAAUGUGGUGUCUUUCCAGUGUGAACCGGGAUAUACUUUACAGGGGAACUCGCACAUCACCUGUAUGCCUGGAACCGUCAGACGAUGGAACUACCCACCUCCCCUCUGCAUUGCUCAAUGUGGCGGGAUCCGGGAAGAGAUGGAGGGCAUGAUUCUCAGCCCAGGUUUCCCUGGCAACUACCCUAGCAACAGUGACUGUACCUGGAGAAUCUACCUGCCGGUUGGUUAUGGAGCCCACCUUCAGUUCCUCAACUUCUCCACCGAGGCCAACCAUGAUUUCCUUGAGAUUCGCAACGGUCCCCUUGAUACAAGCGCGGUGAUUGGUCGCUUCAGCGGCCAGGAUAUUCCCUCCUCCCUUCUCACCACCUCCCACGAGACCACAGUAUAUUUCCACAGUGACCACUCACAGAACAAGCCGGGGUUUAGAUUCGAGUACCAGGCUUACGAGCUACAGGAGUGCCCCGAUCCAGAGCCUUUCCGUUACGGCGUGGUGGUGGGUGCUGGCUUCAACGUGGGCCAGUCUAUUUCCUUUGAGUGUCUGCCCGGGUAUCAGCUGAUGGGACAUUCCAUCCUCACUUGUGAGCACGGCACCACCCGCAAUUGGGAUCACCCGUUCCCUCGCUGCGAAGUGCCUUGCGGUGGGAACAUCACAUCAGACAAUGGGACCAUCUUCUCCCCGGGUUACCCAGAGGAAUACCCCAGCUCAGCUGACUGCUCCUGGCUGAUUACCGUGGCCCCUGGCUUCGGCAUCAAAAUCAACUUCACCCUGCUGCAAGUUCACGGGCCGCACGAUUUCAUCACUGUCUGGGAUGGUCCACAGGAAACAACCAGGAAACUAGGAGUGUUCACUGAUGGUGAGCCCAAUGACCCGCCCAGCAGCACGUCAAAUCAGGUGCUGAUACGUUUCCGUAGUAACACAGAGAAAGGUGGACUAUUCCGUAUCAGCUAUCAAGCUUACAGGCUGCAGUUCUGCCUGCCUCCCCCCAUCAUUCCGAAUGCAGAGAUCCUGAUGGCAAGCAAAGAGUUUAAAAUUGGUGAUAUAGUGCGCUACCGAUGUCUCCCAGGCUACCAGUUAAGUGGAAACAGCAUCCUGACCUGCCGGUUGGGGACACACUUGGAGUUUGAGGGGCCGCCACCCUCAUGCGAUGUGACUUGUCCCAUGAAUGAGGUACUGACAGCUUCCACAGGUGUCAUCAUGAGCCAGUCGCCAGGCAGCGGCUUCCCCCAUUUUGAGUCCUGCUCCUGGGUGGUCAAAGUGGAACCUGGCUACAACAUCACCUUCACCAUAGAGCACUUCCAGACCAGCCGACAGUUUGAUGAGCUUGAGAUCUUUGAUGGCCCAUCCAGACAGAGCCCGCUCCUGAUUACCCUCAGUGGUAACUAUUCCAACCCACUGAGCAUCACCAGCUCCAGUAACAAAGUCUACCUGCACUGGUCCUUCGAUCAUACUACCAGCCACAAAGGCUUUCGCAUACGCUACUCAGCGGCCUACUGCAGCCCUCCAAACAACCCUGUGAAUGGCACCGUGCACAGUCUGACAGGCACUAAGCUGGGCAGCACCCUACGCUUCAACUGUGACCAGGGCUUCCGGCUCAUUGGUCAGAGUAGUGCCACAUGCACCCGGACUGCACAGGGGACCAACCAGUGGAAUGCACCGGUACCACUUUGCCAAGUUAUGUCCUGUGGAAUGCCAGUGCCUCCGGUCAAUGGCAGUAUUGUAGGCCAGGAUUUCUCUCUAGGAGCCAGGGCCACAUACCAGUGUAAUCCAGGAUUUCGGCUUGCCGGGCCUGUCACCACCUCUGUGAUCUGCCAGGAGUCUGGGAGGUGGAGCCCCAUUGAGGCCCCACCCAGAUGUGUUCCGGUGACCUGCCCUGACAUCGGCCACUCUGCUGUGGAACAUGGGAGAUGGAGGCUGAUCUAUGGUACCCAAAACCAAUAUGAUGCUAUAAUGAUGCUCAUCUGUGAUCCGGGAUAUUACUACAGGGGUCAAAGGGUCAUCCGUUGCCAGGCCAACAGCACCUGGAACUACCCAGACCCACGCCCAGUCUGCGACAUCAUCUCAUGCGGGGACCUGGGGACUCCACCGAAUGGCAACAAGAUUGGAACACUUACCGUCUAUGGAGCCACUGCCAUUUUCUCCUGCAACACAGGAUAUACGCUGGUGGGCUCCCGGGUACGAGAGUGUAUGUCCAAUGGGCUUUGGAGUGGAACGCAGGUCCAGUGUCUCGCUGGUCAUUGUGGCACCCCGGAGCCUAUAGUGAAUGGACAGAUCAUUGGGGAGAAUUACAACUAUCGAGGCAGCGUUGUGUACCAGUGUAACCCAGGGUUUCGUCUCAUUGGGGUGUCGGUGAGAAUUUGUGAACAGGAUCACCGCUGGUCAGGACGCACUCCUGUCUGUGUCCCUAUCACAUGUGGUCAUCCCGGAAACCCUACCUUCGGUAUGACCCAAGGAACCCAGUUCAACUUAAAUGAUGCUGUGCGCUUUGUCUGCAAUAUUGGAUAUGUCCUGCAAGGGGCCGUAAAGUCUACCUGCCAGGCCAAUGGGCAGUGGAGCAACGCCCUUCCCAGGUGUAAAAUUGUGAACUGCACAGAGCCUGGUCAUGUAGAGAACAGCAUCAGGCAGGUACUGCCCAGCGGGCCUCAUCGCUACAGCUUCCAGACCACUGUGUCGUACCGCUGUAACCCGGGCUACUACCUGCUGGGCACCAGCUCCAUCUCCUGUCAGGGGGACGGUACCUGGGACCGCUCCCUGCCUAAGUGCCUGUUGGUGCUGUGUGACCGCCCCAGCAUGCCUCCCUACGCCCAGAUCUCCGGCGACCGUCGGACAGUAGGCUCAGUCAUCCGCUACAGCUGCAUCGGCCAGCGUACCAUCAUCGGCAACACAACGCGAAUGUGCCAGCUGGACGGCCAGUGGAGCGGCUCGCCACCACACUGCUCCGGCGAGUCUGCCGGGCUGUGCGGAGAUCCAGGCAUUCCUGUCCAUGGCAUCCGUCUGGGAGAAGAGUUUACAGUGGGCAGCGUUGUCCGCUUUAGCUGUGAGCCUGGUUUCAUGCUGAAGGGUUCGCCAGAGAGAACUUGUCUGGCCAAUGGGACCUGGCUGGGCACCCAACCUGAGUGUCAUGUGAUCUCUUGUGGCAACCCGGGAACUCCACGGAAUUCCCAGAUCCUGAUCCACGAUGGUUUAACGUUCUCCAGAUCCAUAACUUACGCUUGCAGGGAGGGCUACUACUCCACUGGCCUGCUUACCCGACACUGCACUGUUAACGGGACAUGGACCGGCAACAUGCCCGAGUGCUCUGUUAUCAACUGUGGUGACCCUGGAGUGCCAGCCAACGGGGUGAGGUUGGGCAACGAUUUCACCUACAACCACACAGUGAGUUUCCAGUGUUCUCCUGGUUUCACCAUGGAUGCUGACCGCGCCUCAGCUCUUAUCUGCACCAAGGACCGCACCUGGAAUGGCACCAAACCCCAGUGUAAAGCGAUCGUAUGCGGUCCGCCACCUGUCAUCCCUAAUGGACAGGUAGUCGGCACAGACUUCACCUGGGGCUCCAGCAUCAGCUACUCUUGCAACCAAGGUUACCAGUUGUCCCUGCCCACUGUGUUAACAUGUCAGGGCAACGGCAACUGGAGUGGAGAGAAACCCCAGUGCUUCCCUGUUUUCUGUGGAGACCCAGGGAUGCCAGCUCAGGGGAGGAGGGAGGACCGAGGAUUCACCUAUCUGUCCUCUGUCUCCUUCUCCUGUUACCCUCCCCUCGUCCUGGUGGGCUCUACCAGGAGAUAUUGUCAAUACGACGGCACCUGGAGUGGCACACAACCCUCUUGCAUAGAUCCCACUCACACUACCUGUGGAGACCCUGGCACUCCUCUCUUUGGAAACCAGAACAACAGCCAAGGCUACCAGAUCAGCAGCACUGUGUUCUUCAGCUGUAGAAAGGGCUACCUACUGCAGGGCUCCAUUUCUCGCACUUGUCUGCCCAACCUCACUUGGAGUGGUUUUCAACCUGAGUGCAUUGCCCACCACUGCAGCCAGCCCGAGCUGCCAGCCCAGUCUGAUGUGAGAGCCAUUGAACUGCCAUCCCUUGGCUACACGCUGAUCUAUACAUGUCAGCCUGGCUUCUACUUGGCUGGAGGAUCAGAGCAUAGGACCUGCAGAUCGGAUGGGAGCUGGACAGGGAAACCUCCUCUCUGUGCAGCUGAUAAUCGCCCAAGUGGUAAGAGCCCAGUGGGGACAGUGCAGGAGCCACCCUCCAAAUUACCAGUCCCUGGUGGUGUAUUCGCUAAAAACUCUCUCUGGAGGGGAUCCUAUGAGUAUCUGGGGAAGAAGCAGCCGGCCAUGCUCAGCAUCACUGCCUUUGAACCUGUCAGCAACCGGGUCAACGGGACACUCAUCGAUCACAGCGGAGUGGAACUCAAACUGGCCGGUACAUACAAGAAGGAGGAAGCUCAGCUGCUGCUACAGGUCCACCAGAUCAGAGGCCCUGUGGAGAUCUUUGUCAACAAGUUCAAAAUAGACAACUGGGCCCUGGAUGGACAUGUGUCCUACAUCUCUUCAUCCAACUCCUUUGUGUACCAGGGAUUUGUCAGAGGAAAAGGCUUUGGCCAAUUUGGUCUCCAGAGACUGGAGAGUUUAGAUCCCAGCAGAGACAACCCGGGCUACAACUUUGCGUCGAACAGCAGUUCAGUGGCGGCAGCCAUCCUAGUGCCUUUUAUAGCCAUGAUCAUUGCAGGCUUCGCUCUGUACCUCUACAAACACAGAAGAAGACCCAAAGUCCCCUUCAACGGUUACGUGGGCCAUGAGAACACUAACGGACGAGCUACGUUUGAGAACCCGAUGUAUGACCGCAACAUCCAACCCACUGACAUCAUGGCCAACGAGACAGAGUUCACAGUCAGCACAGUGUGCACAGCUGUAUAGCAACUGCUUCCUCCAGAGCCAGGGGAGGAGAAGUGCACCACAUCUUCGCCUGCCUGCCAACAGAGGACAUCCAUAGUUCCUUGAGCAGAGGGCAAGACAAAGAUUAUUUUAUUCGCUGAAAUACAUCCAAGAAACAUCUCCAGUGGCAAAGUCUCCUUCCUGCAGGAGGUGAGAAAAAAAAAAGAAACCAUGUGAAGACAACACCGACUGUAACAAACGCCAACAACAAAAUGCUUUUUGUAACUUUACAUGGUUUCUUGAUCAUUUUCCAUAUUUCGAGGAAAAGCUUCCACCUGAAACUACAGCCAGCAGGAGUAACGCUGGAAGCAACGCUGUGAUGACUUUUCUCACCGCCCUCCGCCUAAACCCAAAGGGAAUUUUAUGGUCAACUUUAAGUCAAGAAAUUGACCUGUAGCUAACAGAGAUCUCUGUGCAAGUUAACUGUACGGCGGACAGCCCCGUCUCGGCCUGUGUGAGUCAAAGAGAGACAGUCUGGACUGUUUCGAUUCACUCUACUCUGUUUUCAUUUGCUUUUUUUUUUUUUUGGGUUGUUGUUCUCUUUUUAUACGCUGCUUGCUUUCUGUGAUGAGUAAUUGGGAACCCUGUUUUUCCCCAACCGUCUUCUCCCGAGGCUUCUGAAAGGUUUCAUCAGUGGCCCCAAGUCUCUGGCUGAGGAUGAAUUAAAAAUUAAGUAAGUUUUGGAGGCCAUGUUGGAGACACACAUUCUGUCAUUACUUUGUGAGCUCGACUCUUGUCCUCCCUUUCUUUUUUCUUUUUAAGCAGGGAUGAAAUUCUGCUUGCUGAGGCAGCUGUGUCCAGAGCAGGGGUUAAAAGGUAGCUAGGGCUGCUGAAAGAAAAGCACUUAGUGAGGGUGUAGAAAGAAUUAAUGUGUAAAUGUGAGCAAGAGAGACUGUGUGCAUAUGUGUGGUAGCUGCAUCCGCAAUCUACCCCAAAUAUCUCCUGUCUGUUUUGGCCCCAAAUACACCACCAGACACAUGACAGAUGUGUUGCUUAAAUUUCUCCAAAUUUAUUUUAUUUUAUUUAUUUCUUGUUUAAGGUAUUGUGGGGAUUUGGUUUAGGAUUAUCAGUACACCUGGAUGCUCUGGAUGCAUCAAGAAAAUAAAAGGCUACCCAGAACAAAUGCUGACAAUGUAUAGAUCCACUGAGAAAACUAAAGGCAGUGUCGGUCUCUAGUUCCAGCUUUCAUCCGCUUCCUCUUUGUUUGCAGUGAUUCAUGUGUAAUCACUCAAUGUUUCUGUGUCUGGGAGAGAUUGAAAAGAAAAUGUGGACAGACAAAGCCGCCUCUCUAACUGAUGCACCUACGUCAAAUGAGGCAACACUCAAACUUGCUUCACGUUAACAUCAGUUACGACUUUCCUGCCACUGUCACUCUGAGGCGCUUGAGGAGAAAAAGACAUCGGCACGGUCAAUGUAGGGACGGCAGUAUAUUUCCAUGGAUAUAUAAAGGCCUUGGGACCACAUCUCCUUUUUUUUUUUUUUUUUACCUCCUUCAUUUUUCAAAAUCGGAACAAAGCUGUAGCACCAAGCAAGUUACAACGUGUGGCGCAUUUUCGUUUUUUCCAAGUCUGAUGUCAAAUUCUCCGCUCUGACUUUCUUUUUUAAUCCUGGAUCACAUGUUUCUGCAGCUCGAAGGUGGUGCGUACUGUAUUUUCUCUGAGAUCAAGUUGCAGUAUGAGCUCCCUAAACUUGGCCCUAGGAAAGCGAAAGAUCAAAGUGUGGUCAUGUUUGAACUCCCUCGAAAAUGUACAACUCAAGGCGCUUGAGUCUGAAGAAUGGAUGAGUCAGUGAUGUGUUCCCCACUGGAUUACAUUCAGGCCUUUUCCUCCAAGUUAACUUCUGACAGCUCCAUCCUUUUUUUUUUUUUCUUUGGAAACACAGUAGUGUUGCUUUGUUUUGGCUUCGCUCGUCAUGGAAAUGUUGCAGAAGGCAUCCUCAGAGCUGUGACAGCAGGGGAGCUGCUGGCAUACUGAUUACCCCAUGCAUUAAAUUGGAAAUGAUAAAUGUGAUAAGGAAAAAAAAGUGUUUAUGCCUCUAAUGCUAAUACUCCUCAAAUCUGUGGCAUCCGGGGAGUGAUAUACCGAAAAUAUAGUUUUGAAGGAGCGACGCAGGAGGGAGCUGUCAUCAGCUAUAACAGCAGGACUCUACCAUGGCUGGUGAAUGACAUGCCUGAUGAGACGAGAGAAUCUAAAGCAUUAAUACUUUUGUGACCCCUGUAACGUGUGUGUAAAAUGUGUAUGAGUCCUAUGAAGGAAACCGACUGGAUUUCAAACACCCUGCUCCCAGAUAUUUACCACUUGCUAUCCCCAUACCUGUGUAUCCUGUGGAUGCUGAGUAGGGUGAAUAGUGCUCGAAUUUCAUUGCAGCAAAUUGAGCCAUUACAUGCAAUUUGCUCUAAUUUAGCCAUGCUUCAUUGUCAAACCCAUAUCGAAUCCUGAAUUCACCUCACCAUUAUCACUGACAGGACAGACCCUCAAUUAUGUUGUGUUUGACUGAUAAAAAGGCAGUCUGAAACACCCAUAGCUCCUUGAUUUACCAUGUGCUCUUUCUUUUGGGACAUUAGGAGGAAAAUUUGACCUGCAUGGAUUUGUUUUGGUACAUUAGCAUAUACAUUAUAUAUGUUCUCACAGUCAAAAAUCAACCUUCAUACCAACAGGUUUUUUAAUGAAGUCUUUAAAGUCACCUAGAGUACAUAAUUUCCCUCAGAAUUCCUGGCCUUUGAAACCAAUCACUGUAUUGUUCCUUCAAUUAGUUUCGCUGUGGGUCGGUAAUUGCUUUUACAAUUUUAUUACUUUUAAAGCUCUCGCUUAUCUCGACAGUACAGAUAGAAUAUUGCCCCUUGCCUGCUCUGGUCGUGAAUUGAUGGAAAAGGAAACGAUUGAAUUACCCCGGAGAUUUCACGGGGAGAGGAGCAGUUGCACUCGCAUUAUCUUGAAGGCAUUGUUACUUGGUUCUCAUAGUUUUAUGUGGCUCUUGUGUUGUGCAUUUCAUUUGUUUUUUUGUUCUGAAAUUGCUCCAAAUAUUUCAGCACAGUCGAUAGCUUCAUUACAUUCCAGUUAGUUUCUGUUAAGGCCACUUUGAAGUGGUCUUUCCCCUCCAUUCAUUACUCCCAUGGCAGCGUUUAGCACACUUUACACAACAUUUUAUUAAGCUGUGUUGAGUAUUAAACAAACAAAUGUGAUUAGCUGGUGCAGUAGGACAUGAUGCCCCCCACUCCCUCAAUGGAAAGGAUUCUAUUUGACUAGAUUAAGACUGUGGAUUUAGACAAACAUAAUGCAGAAGCAGAAGCUCACAACUAUGAUUGUUUUUACCAACAAAGGGCUCAGUCUCAACAAGUUCAGAAAUGGUUUUGAAGGGCCAGACCUUUUCAUGUUUUUUUGUUUGUUUGUUCUUUACCUCCUCCAGUCUCCAAUAAGCACUUUAUGUUCAUUAUAGUGCCUUGGUAAAACCCCAUGAUAUGAUAAACCAGCUUGAGUGGCUUUGUUUUUGUGUUCAGGAGUUCCAGACGUAGUUUCUUUACUAAGAUUGGGGGGGUUAAAAUGUUUUCCUGUCAGAUAUUUGAGCUCCUUUUUCUGUUUUUUGGUCAAGUCCUUUUUAUCAGCUCAUCUUGAUUAACCCACACACACAGUCAUAUACCUAUGAAAGAAACUGCAAGCUCUUUGCGCCUGUGUUUUUGAUCUUACAGGGGAAAACUGACCUCGUUAGGAUCACUUCAUAUCAAUUUUUGCCCCUUUGUUGCUUUUCCUAAAAGAGCGAUGAGCUCAUUAGUACUGUAUUUCAGUGUGCAAGGACUAAUGUUGUGGAUUUACGUGCUUGCCUACAUGUGUGGGUGAGUGUUUGUGUUGUGUGUGUUUCUAAAGGUUUAUAAAAAGUUACUUUUUCAACCAAAGAAAGAGAUUCAAAUUUAACCAAAACAGAAUUAGGCAAUAUUACAAAUUCAGAUAAAUUGUUUCCAUCAGUUCUUAAUGUGCUUCGUUUAGUUCCACCAGCUAUAAAAGUUUUUAAUGGGGAACAAGACAUUCUCAAAAAUUCAUGCUGGUAAUUUUGCAGAAUUGGGAGUUUUCGCUUAAUGGGUACUACAUCUAUAGAAAUACUUUCUUCUUAACCCGUCUGGGUGAGCCCCGAAAGUUCUCAAAGAAAGUGCAGUACAGUUAUAUGAAAAUGAAGAUCAGUGAGUUCUGGAUGGAGCCGUGCUAUAAGAGUUUGAAGAGACUCUUUCUUGAUAGCGGCCGGCUACUUCCUGGUUUCUCUUUGCAUAUUUUAAGACAGAAACUCUGAUCAUCCAAGGUUCAUUUUCGUUAUCAGCCAGAGACAGCUCUGAGUUCUCUCCUGCUCACCAUCUCCUCUAUAAUGAAACAGCAAUGGUCUUUGAGUUCCCAUCGAGUUCACUGAAUUCUCUCACAGUCAGGGACUAAACCAAAAGCUUCCCUUUUCUUCCUGCAGCUAGUGCUCUCACAUUUCAGCGCAGGCCACAAGAAUCGGAAAACUAAGCAAUCCAUCCAUCAUGCUGUGUGACAUAUUCUGCUAUCAUUUGUAAUCUCCCAUCUUCAUUGUCACCGCAUAUUGACGGCUACAACAAAGCCACAUUUACUGCUGUGUUUCUUUCAGGUCCAUUCCAUGCAAUUUGCCUUCACUAUUCAGCCCAUUUUGGUGUGUCUAGUGGACUCGAGCAAGGAGGAGAGGGUAAAGAGAUGUAUUCUGAAAAAGAUUCGGAGCUUAAAUGAAUUUUGUUCUGUAAAUUGAGAUAAGAGAACUGGUAGUUCCAUGAUUUGGGAUCAGAUCACUGGAGGUAUUACUGAAAAACUACUGAAUGUAUUUCAUUUCACUGAGUGCAUCAGAAUUUAUCUAUCUAUACUGUGUUCAAUAUCUGUAAUCCCACAACUGCUCCUCUGUUUGUGUGCAGUAAUGGAAAAAAUGUGUUGCCACAAUGUGUCAUCCUCGGGAUAAAAACAGAAUGUCCAAUUUAUCUAGAGUAUAAUACAGCAAAAAUAUUUACAGAGAGAUGCUUUUUAUUACCAGAGACUUUACAUUCCUGUAUUUUUGACAUGGCAACAGAGUUAUUACAAGGUCCCAUGUUUUAUUUAUUUCUUUUCUGUGACAUUAUUUCAUGCCAGCCCAGUAGAUCUCUUAACUAGCCUCUAAAUGAGACUAAAACUCAUGACAACCCAUAGCGCCUAAGCGAGAUCAACAUGGCCCUUGAACGCCUCAACAAAACAACAAAACAGUAAAAGACAGAGACUCCGCGUCAGUGUCUUGCUGUACACCAAAAGGGUUACCUGUAAAGAAACGGACAAACAUGGACUUGAGCAGACUGUGUGUAACUACAGAGAGCAACUAUAGAGGGAAAGUGUCUCUAAGAAAAGAGAAUAUGUUAACGAAUAAAAAACUUUUUUUGUACAGAGAUAUAUUUUUAUGGAAAUACAUUUGUAAUAUAAAAAGAAAAAAUGGAUUGACAUAUAUGUAAAUGUUUUUCUUUUUCAUUAUUGUAGUACAAAUGCUAGUGGGGAGUAUAUGAAAAAUCUCUAUAUAUAUAAAUAUAUAUAUAUAUAUAUAAAUAUAUACAAAGAAAAAUAGAAACAAGGCUUUUUGUAUAUGUAAAAAAGAUUGUACAUAAAAGUUUACAUACAUACUGUACAUAUGUAAGACCCACCAUGGCUUGUCUGCAAUAUAUAAAAUGUAUUUUAUCCGUCUGUAUAUGAUGCUUUGCAUUGUGUCUAAGCUUAUUCUACUUUCUUGAACUUGAAACUUAUUUUGAAGGUUUUGGAAUAAAAUAUAAAACCUACUUUCCAUCAGAGUAUUUAUUGAAUGCCUCGAGCCCAGAAUCCAUUAGCUAAUCAUGCACAAUUAGCCUCUGGGGGUAAUAUGCAAAGGCAUUUUAUAUAACCAGUGUUCCCGGUGCAGCUCGUCAUAUCUAGGCCAAGAUAUUUGCUUCCACUUGUUAUGUUGGUGUUUAAUAUUUCUCCAUAUAGUAAAGAAGCAUCAAAUGAUUUAUGGAAGUAUGUAUUUGAGGUCCACAUCAGAUGUUUGCUCUGUGUAUUGACUGUUUACCUGCACACUUACAGCAGCGUCCUAACCCCACUCUUGGAUUUACUAGCACAAGUACG
This is a messenger RNA of Epinephelus fuscoguttatus (brown-marbled grouper), 17742 nucleotides long. RefSeq names its product CUB and Sushi multiple domains 2 (gene csmd2). Bases 815 to 11620 code for a protein of 3601 amino acids. The record is from RefSeq and is a predicted model, not a curated record. Lineage: Eukaryota; Metazoa; Chordata; Actinopteri; Perciformes; Serranidae. The transcript has 72 exons.